This is a messenger RNA of Penicillium oxalicum, 2964 nucleotides long. RefSeq lists its product as uncharacterized. Gene Ontology annotation, molecular function: RNA polymerase I general transcription initiation factor binding; RNA polymerase I transcription regulatory region sequence-specific DNA binding. The transcript is spliced from 3 exons. Gene Ontology annotation, biological process: nucleolar large rRNA transcription by RNA polymerase I. Bases 1 to 2964 code for a protein of 987 amino acids. Gene Ontology annotation, cellular component: RNA polymerase I core factor complex. NCBI's taxonomy places the organism in Eukaryota, Fungi, Ascomycota, Eurotiomycetes, Eurotiales, Aspergillaceae. The record is from RefSeq and is a predicted model, not a curated record.
AUGGAUGAACAUUCGGAGAGUGCUCUUCACUACGGGCACGUUGGGAGAGCAAUAUACCUCCCGGAGACGCAAAGAUGGGUGUUCUCACGCUCGUUCGACCAGCGCGUCCCAAUCAAGUAUACUGGAGCAACCAAGACGACAGUUUCUUCGCGGAAGUCUAUUUCUCGACCUCGGAAUCGGUCCAAGCCCUUCCAAGUGGCAGGUCCCCAGCAACUUCCACGCGUGCUCCCCGAACUUGCCUCUCAAUGGUCGUCCUUUAAAGACGACACUUUUUCUCAAAUCAUACGCGAUGUCAGCAGUGUCUGCGACCCUCAAGUAGGCAAUUUGCUUGAUCUGGGAUAUGCAUCAUAUCAUGGCGUGGACGACACGAGAGGCCGAGUCCCCGUCGCCAUUGCGGCUGCCGUGACCGGAGAGUGUGGCAACGCGGUAUCCUUUCGAGUUCUAACUGACGAGGUGGCUGAGCUUCUAAUCGGAGACGCCACAUAUCGUGUCCCGUGUAUUGGAGAGGCAGAGGUUACGGAAUGGUCCAAGCGGGGCGCUCCUAUCCAGCAGAUUUGCUUUGCGAGACCCCUGGAAGAGAAAAGUACAUGGAUGGCUGCACGGCUACAACAGGCAACUACUAUCUUCAGACCGCUAUAUCAUCGCUAUCCAGUGCCGAUGCAUAUUCCGGACGACGAUACGACUAUGUUCUCCACCCCGCUACGAAACUCCCGGCUUGAUGCGAACCCUAUCAUUGAAAUUGAUCAAUCGCAGACCGGUGGAUUUCCACAUGCAGACGUGACUUUCAACCCUUGGUAUCCUCGACAGUUUGCGAUCGUGGACACUCAAGGCAACUGGAGUGUCUGGGAGAUAUCCGGUCGACAGCGGCGACGGAGAGCCACUUGGGCGGUGGCCCGUGCAAAACAAGGUGCAUUAGCGCGAAUAGAAGAGAAAUCCGACUCAAUACAACCUCGAUAUGAUGGGUGGGCAUGUAUUGAAUGGGUGGCCGACUUUUCGACCAUACUUGUGUCUGACCGACGAUGCCUCAUGCUCUAUCGACUCCUUGCGAGAGAAGCUGAGAGCAAUCUUGUUGAACUUGGAAUGAUGAGACAAUCUGAAUGGGUACUGGAUGUUCAGCGUAGCGCUCAAGUGGUUUCUCACUUCUUCGUCUUGACUACGUAUCGGCUGCUCUGGUAUGAUGUAGCAAGUUUCACUUCAUCCACGCGUGAGUCGCGAGUGCCGCUUCGCCCGCGAUUAACAUGGCGUCAUUUUCGCGACCCCGAGGAUACGACGUUGCGAAUGACAGAUCUGAUGGAUGGAACCGAUCUACAUAUGGUCCUCUAUUCCAGGCUCACCGAGCUAGUUCAAGUCUUCCCCUGCCCAUUUUCUGCAGACGACCCUACCGAGGGGGUCCCACUACCUGAUCCGUUUAUGCUGGAUGUCCCAGCCCUCAUUCAGGCUUCUUUUACCGGAGAAGAAACGCCUGUGCACUACUCAACGUUGAAUUUCCGUGAGAUUGAAUACUCGACUAUGACGAUGACCAAGUCAGACUACAAUCCCAAUAUGAGACUCGCGAAGCUAUUCUGGAUGGACUCCUCUUAUUCUGUGCAUGAGAGCCUUUUCAGACUUCCGGACGGGCAAUCCUCGGCCGAGGGCGAAGCCGAGAUGGCCCUUGAAGCCAGCAAGGUUCUUCGACUCAAAAAGCGUCAUCACCUCGUGCGAGGAAAGCAGGACGUCACUGAUGAGGAUUUCAUCGUGGACGACUGGGAUGAGGCCGUGGCCCCCCCGCUUGCUGCUAUGCACCAACAGCUAGCAAGUGAUACGGAGCUAGAUCUCCAAUGGACUUUGGACCUGACUUCGAUUUACGAGUCUGCGGUAGCCAAGCUCGCAAUUGGUAGGAGUCCGGAAGUCUCUCACUGCACGGGGUCAACAUUUGAGCAUCUGCUCGAGAGAUUGAAAGAUCCGGCCGGUCAACUAGAAUGGACAAGCUCCGAGACAUUACUUGAGCUUAACAACGGUCGGCCGGUUCUCGAGGAUAUCGAUGACACCGCCCAUCACCUGUCCGAAUUGUUUGCUGCUAUGAGCCCGGAAAACGCUCCGACGCAGGCCCGCUUUCAAUAUUUGGUUCUGCCCAGCAAGAUUUCAUCUGUUCUGCAUGGCAUGCCGUUUUCCCACCAAUUGGACACAUUGGAUUCUCUAGACUUCCUGGGCACAUACGAUCGUCUUGUGGAAGAGUGGGUGAGCAGCAUUCCUGCUAGUAUACCUCAUUUCACCCGUGUCAUGAAAGAGCGAAUCGUUCGUGGAAUUGCUCUCGAACUUCUCCUUUCCCGCGUCGUUCGCGUUUCCAAUGUGGCCGUAGUCCAAGAGCCAACAGAGACUGUCGACCGAGAAGACACCAAUCGGUCUGUUGCCGAGGAACCCGCGUCCUCACAGACUUUCACUUCAGCGUUAUUGUCGUCUCAAGUUCCCAGCAGUCAAAUCACCAUGGCAGGAGCCCCAACCGCCCCGGCAUCAUCGGAGAAUGUCCCUGUAGGAGCCUCAACUCCCCUAUACAGUGCACUCUCUGCCUUUACGACAUUCAAAAAGCCUCGAGCAAUGGCUCGCAAUGUUGCGAAUUUGUUGUCCCACUGGGAAGUUGGUGUCGACCCCUCUGCUUAUGAAUGGCAGCAGACGUCAAGUAGAAUCGAAGGGGAAGAAGCACGGCGUCUUGGUGGAUCUCAUUUACCAAGGCGAAGCCGGUCACGACGGAAAUCACAGCAACCACCUUCGUCGCAAGGGUCCAACCUGCCGGAUACCCCUGUGGCGCCGUUCAUUCGGACCUGGGGCAGUCAGCCUGCAGAUGCCCUUCCAACCAUUCCUGUCCCCAGCAGCCAGCCGACCCUUGAUGAACUGCCCAUGACACAAAUGGAACGUGGACACUUUGGCGCACGUGAAGUAAAGAAGGGUCCCAAGGCGAAGAAGAAGCGGCGGGCCGCUGGGUUCUAA